CGCCUGAGCUUGUCUCACCACGAGUUUCCACUGAGUAUACUGUAGCAUUGAACAUGUCUGUUUCUUUUAACGGUACAAACAUUUCUAAAACUACAAGUCAGAUGAAUGUCAUGAAUGACAGUAAUGGAGAAGGAGCUAGACAAGGGAACCAUGGGAACAUGUUUUACACGGUGCCCUUACUGUAUUGUGUCAUUUGUCUCCUUACCCUCAUAAUGGUUCUUCUACUGAUCAUAUUGCUCAAAAAUUACUGCAAAAACUGCACAGUUAACAAGCCAGAGUCCAGCAUCGAAGGAGGCACUUUUCGCAUGAGUGAUAUCGGUCAUAACCCGGACCUCGAAAAUCCUACAAACAACAUUGUCAAUGAUUUAAACAAUUUACAAUCCUACACUGCAUGCAGUGAUGAUUCAUCCUCUACUAGUUCUGACAGCUUGUCCCCACCAUAUGAAGAUAAACAUGACAACAAUAACCAGCAUUACAUGAGUUUGAAAACCAGCCUUCAAAAUCCAGAGUAUGAAAAUGUUCUUGAAGGCAAAUCCACCAGAACUCUAAAUUGUGAAAACAAGAAGGCAAAGAAAAGCAGAGACUAUGUGAACAUCGAAGAACAAAAGAAUAUGCCUUUAACUCAGGGCAGGAAAAGCAAAUGCGAGAGGCAACAAGGAGACGAGGAGGAGAGUCAAACCAGCAGCGAGAGCAGCAGCGACGAGAGUGAAGAAGAUUCUGUAAAUUACACCAUGGUUGUGUUUAAAGAACCUCCAAAUGUAGUCCAAAGAAAGCAGUAAAGCUGGAUUUACUGCUGGAUUUACUUUUUUUUUACUGAAUUCUGUCCAUGCAGUCCAUAAUCAUGACAUAAAGACUUCAAAACAUGAUCUAAAAUAAGUGCUUUAUUUUCAGAGCUGGUUUGAUUUGUCAGGUGAUUAUGUACAUGAGGUAUAAAGUGAUUUCUACCAUAUAAGGCAAAAGAAAAUGAAGAAUUAUUUUUAUGAUCUGAUGAACGUACCCUGUGGUACUGAUUAUUAUCAUACCUAUAAUAUCCUGUUAGGAAGGAACUGCUAUGUGCAGUUCAGCAGGGUGGCAGGAUAAAAGGCUUAUUUUCGGUUUCUGUGUUUCUGUGUGUUAGUCAUUAAUCUUCUUAAUACACUGUGAGUUUUUUUGUAUGUAAACUUUACAGUUUCAUUUAGUCAAAAUUCUUAUUGCAAUAAAAUUCUGACCUUGA
Messenger RNA from Tachysurus vachellii, 1213 nucleotides. RefSeq lists its product as uncharacterized. The transcript is spliced from 6 exons. The record is from RefSeq and is a predicted model, not a curated record. The coding region runs from base 54 to 779 and encodes 241 amino acids. Lineage: Eukaryota; Metazoa; Chordata; Actinopteri; Siluriformes; Bagridae.